Molecule: messenger RNA, 1158 nt
Organism: Symsagittifera roscoffensis
Lineage: Eukaryota; Metazoa; Xenacoelomorpha; Acoela; Convolutidae
Product: protein lifeguard 3-like
Exons: 2
Coding region: 143-1045 (300 amino acids)
Biological process (GO): negative regulation of apoptotic signaling pathway
Cellular component (GO): endoplasmic reticulum; Golgi apparatus
Source: RefSeq, a predicted model, not a curated record
CUUUCAUGAAUAUAACGUGGUAUAUUUGAUUAAAACGUUAAAAAUUAUUAUUAUUUUAUAAAUAAUAGGGAAACAAAAACCUCUGUGGUAUUUCUGCACUUAAACCAAGCACUCUUCGUUGUUCUGGUCAUCCUGAAGCCAAAUGAACCCAGAUGAAAGUGAAGAUAAAGGCACCGGAGAAAGUGGUCGGGAUGUGGAAAACGGCCAAACGGGUAACCCGAGUAGAUCAGUUCCAAAUAUCAGACAGAGUGAACAACCAGGACGGCAGUCGUACCAGAGGGAUCCACCACCGCCAUAUCCUACCGAAAGUCCAAAGCGAAAAAGUGGUCCAUGUGGUCCCAAGGCCGACAAAAAUGGAAGGCGUGAUCUGUUCAACAGUGAUUUCAACGAAAGGAAAGUUCGACAGAAGUUUGUACAGAAGGUAUAUUUGACUCUAACAUGGCAAUUGUUGCUGACUUCUGGGAUCGUAUGUCUGUUCAAGUUCGUGAAACCGAUCAACGAUUUCUUCGUGGAGUACUGGUGGAUGAUGUAUAUCUUUCUGGCAUGUUGGAUUGUGUUCUACCUGGUGUUAAUGUGUGCCAAGAACAUCAGACGCAAAUUUCCGACAAAUUUGAUUCUUUUGAUCUUCUUCACGCUCAUAUUUGGGGCGUUUCUGGGCGUGAUCACUUGUGGUUAUGACACGUUUAUUGUGUUAAUUGCUCUUGGUAUAACAGUGGGGGUGGUGGUAUGCGUUUCACUGUUUGCGUGUCAGACCAAAGCGGACUUCACUUCUUGGAUUGGAGUCAUGUUCGUGAUACUGAUAGUGUUCUCGGUGUUCGGAAUUUUAAUGAUCUUCUUCUACAACCGAUGGCUCACUCUUGUUUAUGGAGUGAUAGGAGCUGUGAUUUUCACAGUUUAUCUGGCCAUAGAUACUCAGAUGGUCAUUGGUGGGAAACGAUACGAGUUACAUGAAGAGGAUUGGGUGCAAGGAGCUAUAAUUCUGUACAUGGAUAUAUGCUACAUAUUCAUGUUCAUUUUGAUGGCUAGUGGAGCUAUUAAAGGCUGAUUAAUCAAGAAGGCAUGACUUAUUGUAUGUAGCUGAGUUAAUAGUUAAGUAUAAAAAAUCCAUAUUGCAGUUAAUUGUAGUUAAACAUAAUCACCGUGCUUAACCAUGUCCGA